ACCUCGCGCCCCCGGAAGUGGCGUAACAAGACUCGCGUGGCGCGGAGCCGCCGUUUCCGCAAACAGAAUCGUGGGUGGCUGUGUAGUGUUGGUUCAUGAAGUUUUAUCAUCGAUUCAAAUAAUCAAGAAUAGAAAAUUCUGCAAAAGCAGAGGAAUAUUAAAAAAUGGCUCUUGAACAGGCAAAAACAUCAGUAAAUUCUGAAACAGAGACUUCAUUCAGUAUUGAUGAAACCACAACAGCUUCUGGGACUGGGUUUUCUGUAAAGACUUCUGCCUGUGGKCAAGUAGACACACCAAAGAAGAGAAAAGAAUUUGAAGAUGAUCUUGUAGAGGAAAGUUCCAGAUAUGAGGAAGACAGUCCAUCCAAGAAAAGAAAACUUGAUGUUGAAGUUGUCCCAGAGGAAAAAGGUUCUGAUGAUGUUGAAGGUGUUUCAAGGAAAAGGAAACUAGAAACUGAUGAUCUGAAAGAUGAACCUUCGACUGGAGAUGGCACCCAGAAAAAGAGAAAAGUAGAACUUGAGGAUGUUCCUGAAAGGCAGAAGAACUUGGAAGGAGGACACAGUUCAACAGUAGCUGCCCACUAUAAUGAGCUUAAGGAAGUUGGUUUGGACAAGCGUAGUCAAAGUCGUAUUUUUUACCUAAGAAACUUUAAUAAUUGGAUUAAAAGUGUGCUUAUAGGGGAAUUUUUGGAAAAGGUACGACAGAGGAAAAAUCGCGAUAUCACUGUUUUAGACCUGGGAUGUGGUAAAGGUGGAGAUUUGCUAAAGUGGAGAAAGGGAAGAAUUAGCAAGCUCAUUUGUACUGAUAUUGCUGAUAUUUCUGUCAAACAGUGUCAGCAGCGGUACGAGGACAUGAAAAAUCGUCGUGAUGAAUAUAUUUUUAAUGCAGAAUUUAUAACUGCUGACUGUUCAAAGGAACUUUUGGCUGACAAAUUUCGUGACCCAGAAGUGCGCUUUGACAUCUGUAGUUGUCAGUUUGUCUGUCAUUACUCAUUUGAGUCCUCUGAGCAGGCCGACAUGAUGCUCAGAAAUGCCUGUGAGAGACUCGGUCCUGGAGGUUAUUUUAUUGGUACAACUCCUAACAGCUUUGAGCUAAUAAGACGCCUUGAAGCUUCAGAAACAGAAUCAUUUGGAAAUGAAAUCUAUACUGUGAAGUUUGAGAAGAAAGGACAUUAUCCCUUAUUUGGCUGCAAAUAUGACUUCAACUUGGAAGGUGUUGUGGAUGUUCCUGAAUUCUUGGUCUAUUUUCCAUUGCUAACUGAAAUGGCAAAGAAGUACAAUAUGAAACUAGUCUACAAAAAAACAUUUCUGGAAUUCUAUGAAGAAAAAAUUAAGAACAAUGAAAAUAAAAUGCUAUURAAACGAAUGCAGGCCCUGGAGCCUUAUCCUGCAAAUGAGAAUUCAAAGCUCAUCUCUGAGAAGGUGGAUGACUAUGAACAUGCAGCAGAGUACGUGAAGAACAGUCACGUAAGGUUACCUUUGGGAACCUUAAGUAAAUCAGAAUGGGAAGCUACAAGUAUUUACUUGGUUUUUGCCUUUGAGAAGCAGCAGUGAGCACUUAUGCAGUGGCCCCAAAGCAAUUCUCCACCCUACACAGAUUUGAACAAUCCAUCUCAUAGAUCUGACAGCUCUCUUGUUUAUUUUAAUUAUAAAUUAAUUGUAAAUGUACAGGAUGCUGCCGGAAACUCCAGUGUGUAAAUUCAGCAUUUGCUGUCUGUGACAGAUUAACUUGGUGUGUAUAGGUAAGAAUGAAUUGGGACCUUUGUCUUUAAAAAUCUAUUUUCAGGUAAUGUUCUAAGAAUUCCAUUUGCCUGUACUGUCUUAGCUUAUAAAAACGAUAACACAACUUGUUGAAGCAGCUGAAUUCUUCACAGUGCUGAGUUGUCGAGUGUUGUUUACAUGUCAUACUUGCUGCAGCUGCGUGGUGGAGAGGGCACAUUCUGGAUUACCAGUGUGGGCUCAUUUCCAUGUUUUGUUACAUAUUAGUUUUCAAGAUUAAAUGGAUUGCUUUCUGUACAUUUGAAUGCAAAUGUUCAAUAUAUGUUGCUAAAGUUAUAAAUUUAAAACUUGAUUUUAGAUAGUCAUAAAAGUUGCCUAGCUAGAAUUUUUAUCAACUGCAUUUUGAUAUGAAUAAUUAUUUGUUAAUAUGUUGCAAUUCUGAAACUGUUUAGAACAUUUUAGAUAGCAACAUAGAGUUAUUUUGGAAUUUUAAUUUCCUACAAUAGCAUUAAUAUAUCCAUUUGUCAAAAUUGUAAUUAGACAUUUACCUUCAUUGAACAGUGAUGCCGUAACUAAUUUUUCUCAAGAUUUAUUUAGUGAAAGUCCCUUUCUUGUAAGCCUGUUGGAAAUUUUUUCAGAUUUGUAUAUGUAACUGCAACAGGCACAUAGGACUGUAGAGGAAGUAAAUGCUUAGACUUCAGAUUAAUCCUCACUGAUGUUAGAUCCAGGUUCCCAUGCAGAAGUAAGCAAUUUCAGAACCAUUGUAAUUGUCAUUAAAAUUGUCAUUUGUAUAAUUGACUACUCUUCCAAAACAUGCUUAUAUGAACUGUUGUCCUUAUGUUAUGCCAGCAUUCAGGAAACAUGCCAGUGUUUGGAUGAACUGAGAAA
Molecule: messenger RNA, 2606 nt
Organism: Urocitellus parryii (Arctic ground squirrel)
Lineage: Eukaryota; Metazoa; Chordata; Mammalia; Rodentia; Sciuridae
Gene: Rnmt
Product: RNA guanine-7 methyltransferase
Biological process (GO): 7-methylguanosine mRNA capping
Cellular component (GO): nucleus
Molecular function (GO): mRNA 5'-cap (guanine-N7-)-methyltransferase activity
Source: RefSeq, a predicted model, not a curated record